GUCAUAUCUAGCCAUCUCCUCUUCUGUCAUCCUUAUAGUGAAAGCAGAGCAAACAACUAACAAGGAUGCCAGAAGAAGAUGAAAACGCAGAGAUCAUCACCUUCCUCAAGAAAGAACUCGAAGACUCUCUCGAAAAGAAGGGUUCAUUGGAGAAAGAAAAUCAUGAGCUCAGACAAGAAGUUGCCCGUCUCAAAUCUCAAAUAACUUCCCUCAAAGCACACAACAGUGAGAGAAAAUCUGUUCUCUGGAAGAAGUUUCAGAACUCUAUGGAGAAUAAUUAUACUGACGCAUCUCAACAGAAACAAUCAGCUUUUGUAGAUAUAUCAGAGCAAAGUCCUGCCAAAGAGAAAAUGUGUCCAAGACCAGACAACACAGAAUCUCAAGCCACAAAGGAAAGGCCAGCAAGAUUACCAACCAACGCACCACCACCACCAAGGCCUCCUCCAAUUUCACCCAAGGAGGUGAAAGAGAAUAAAGGGCUAUCAGCACCAGCACCGCCACCUCCGCCUCCGCCCUCAAAAUCACUCCUCGGAUCCAAAGGAGUCCGCCGUGUGCCAGAAGUAAUUGAGCUGUACCGUUCACUUACAAGGAAAGAUCCACACAUGGAGAACAAAGCCAACCCCGCAGGAGUUCAUGUUUUUGCUCUUACCAAGAACAUGAUCGGAGAAAUCGAAAACCGUUCAUCUUAUCUUUCAGCUAUAAAGUCAGAGGUCGAAACACAAGCAGAAUUCAUCAAUUUCCUGAUCAGUGAGGUUGAGUCUGCAAAAUUUACAAACAUUGCUGAUGUAGAAGCAUUUGUAAACUGGCUGGACCGGCAGCUGUCUUCCUUGGUUGAUGAGAGGGCAGUGCUUAAACAUUUCCCGCAGUGGCCGGAACGAAAAGCGGACACGCUGCGGGAAGCUGCUUGCAACUACAGAGACCUCAGAAAUCUGAAAUCUGAAGUCGCAUCAUUUGAAGACAACAUGAAAGAGCCAAUGAUCCUUGCUCUAAGAAGAAUGGAAGCAUUACAAGACAGGUUGGAAAGAAGUGUUAGCAGUGCAGAGAGGACAAGGGAGAGUGCCAGCAAGAAAUACAGAGAUUUCCAGAUCCCAUGGGAAUGGAUGCUAGACUCAGGGCUGAUGGGCCAGAUGAAAUUAAGUUCACUAAGGCUAGCCAAAGAGUAUAUGAAAAGGAUUAUCAAGGAAGUUCACUCUAGUGAUUGCUCAAGAGAAGAUAAUCUUUUGCUUCAAGGAGUUCGGUUCGCUUUCCGGGUACACCAGUUUGCAGGUGGUUUCGAUUCAGAGACCGUACUUACAUUUGAGGAACUGAAGAAGAUAGGCACGAAUAGUAGCAGAAAUGGCACGCUUUAGCAAUAUACUUGAAUCCUAAAUUGAUCAGUGGGAUACAAGCAGACCAGUAGUAGCACAAACUGUGUUUUGUAAAAUGGCUAAUGGCAUAAAAUGUGUUCGAAAAUUAUUAACUUGGUCAGACUGCCAAAUUAUCAGAACAUAAAUUCCCCCCGCUCCUCACCCAAUAUCGCUUGUAUAAAAAAUAAAAAUGAUCAUCAUAGAUCAUGAGAUUUUGGGGGCAACUACCAUUGGAUUGUCAUGGGCCACAUUUUACUAGAAAAUUUCAAAGGUAGACCAAAAUUUCAUUGAUCAAA
Prunus mume (Japanese apricot) is the source of this 1642-nucleotide messenger RNA. Its product is annotated as CHUP1-like protein. Gene Ontology annotation, cellular component: cortical microtubule. NCBI's taxonomy places the organism in Eukaryota, Viridiplantae, Streptophyta, Magnoliopsida, Rosales, Rosaceae. Gene Ontology annotation, biological process: protein localization to cortical microtubule cytoskeleton. The record is from RefSeq and is a predicted model, not a curated record.